GCAGGAAGGACCGAUCCGGCUUGACACGCAUCCACCAAAGACCAGCACAGCACAGCACAGCACAGCACAGCACAACAACAUCACAACACACAGCUUCCAUUUUUCACCUCCUCACCGGAAAGAAAGAGCGGUCUGGAAUAUCAUGGGCAACGUCCAGCCCACCAUAGUCCCAUAUGAGGACUUUGACGUCACAGCUGAUAUCAAGGCCCUCAGGAAGGCAUGUAAAGGUUUAGGCACAGAUGAAGAGGCCAUUAUCCAAAUCCUGGCCAAUCGUUCUGCAGCUCAGCGGGUGGAGAUCAAACAGGCCUACUUUGAGAAGUACGAUGAUGAGUUAGAGGAAGUUCUGAAGAAGGAGCUGACAGGUAGUUUUGAGAAAGCCACCAUUGCCAUGUUGGACCCUCCUCAUAUUUACUUCGCUAAGGAGCUGAGGAGGGCCAUGAAGGGGGCGGGCACUGAUGAAGCCGUGCUGGUAGAGAUCCUGUGCACAGCCACCAAUGAGGACAUUUUGAAGUACAAGGAGGCAUAUGGCCAGGUGCAUGAGCGUGACCUGGAGGCAGACAUUGAGGAUGACACCAGUGGAGAUGUGAGAAACCUGCUGACCUCACUGCUGCAGGCGGGCAGGGAUGAAGGCUAUGAGGUGGAUGAGGAUUUGGCCGAACAGGAUGCCACGUCUUUGUUUGAGGCAGGAGAAGGAAGGUUUGGCACAGACGAGACGACCUUUACCUUCAUCCUGACACACAGGAACUACAUGCAGCUUCAGGCCACCUUUAAGGUCUAUGAGUCUCUUUCAGGGACAGACAUUCUGGACACCAUUGACUCUGAGGCAACAGGAACCCUCAAGGACUGCUACAUUACUCUGGUAAGGUGUGCUAAGAACCCACAGCUGUAUUUUGCCCGACGCCUUAAUGCUGCCAUGAAGGGACUGGGCACUGACGAGGACACACUCAUUCGCAUCAUCGUAGGCCGUUCUGAGAUUGACUUGGAGACAGUUAAGGACAUGUACCUGGAGAAGUACGAUGUAACCCUGAAAGAGGCCCUGGAUUCAGAGUGUGGUGGAGAUUUCAAACGCCUCCUGAUUGAGAUCCUGCACUGAACACUUUCCACUCCUCCUCCUACAGGCCUUAUUUAACCUCUGUUCCUACUCUGUCUUUCUCCUCACUCCUCUUCCUUUUACUACUUUUAACAGUUCCACUCAUCCUUUCCGUGGACUUCUUUCUAUCUAUCAUCUUACUUACAUCCUUUCUUACCUGUCUCUCCCUCUCUCUCUUCACUCUUAGAGAAAGUCAGUUCUCUUUGCAGCAUGGACCAAAAACCAACUCAUUACUAUAUUAUACAACGUUUGACACAGUUUUGCCAAGAACAUUUCACUCAGUGGAAAUUUCCUGACAGUUAUAUUCCAGUAUACAACACAGGUGCAUUGAAUAUUUGUGAUCUGUUUUACAAUAUAAUGGCAGCGUUGUGGAACUUACAUGGAACUUGUGCAGCUGAGCAUCACACUGAUGUAUUAAUCCAAACAGAAGUCCUUUAUUCACAGUCAACAGCUUUACAGUCUUUGUAUUUCAGCUAUCAGGUCACCAUUGCAAGCUUGUCCCAAAGCUGUAAACAUUAGGAGGCUGCUGCUGCUGCUCUACAUAAAAUAUGUAGUCUCCUUAUUUGUUUUUUUUGUCACUUUUUGCCAUCUCUGUCAUUCAUCAUUAUCAUCAACUGCACGACACUGUUUGCCUCAAAGAUGCCUUUCAUAACUUUAUAGCAAUGCAGUUUCCUUUUUGCUGCAACACUCAACACUUAAGUGCCGAAUUAUCACAUUUGAUCGCUAAUAUCUGAAUACACCAGAGGAUUAAUUAUACAUGACGAUAUUAUUACCCUUAAAAUCAAAGGCCUAAAUGCUUGUUGUAUACAGUUUUUUGUAGUCACGUCCCUCGAUGCUGUGUGGGAUUUUAACCGUUCUUUUUUUUAAUCACAACUCACAGGCUGCCUUGUUCUCACAUUUGUACACUUUAGAAGAUGUUAGUAGCCAAUCUGUCAUUAAAUUUAGUUCCAGUCAUAUGCCAGUGUAAAACUCUUAUCAGGCCAUCAUACAUUUAAGAUCUUUAGAUGAUGAUAUUAACAACAUUGAACAAGACAUUAAUUAUGAUCUGUAACCCCUGAAUUACAAUCACUCAUAAUGGCCACAUGUCUGUGUUCAUGUUUGGAACUGUAUCUGAGCUAAUUUUAUUAUUUCAGUGACAUAAAUAAGUAUGAUAUACUGGUGUGUUGUCAAAUAGCAAAUUAAUACAUUAACUUUCAUGAAAGAAGUAAUUGUUAAUCUGUUUUAAUGGCGUAUAAAUAUGUAUGUAAGUAGUGAUAAUAAAUUUUAACUCC
Molecule: messenger RNA, 2361 nt
Organism: Toxotes jaculatrix (banded archerfish)
Lineage: Eukaryota; Metazoa; Chordata; Actinopteri; Toxotidae
Gene: anxa13l
Product: annexin A13, like
Exons: 11
Coding region: 143-1093 (316 amino acids)
Cellular component (GO): cytoplasm
Molecular function (GO): calcium-dependent phospholipid binding; calcium ion binding
Source: RefSeq, a predicted model, not a curated record